This is a messenger RNA of Lycium barbarum (goji berry), 1347 nucleotides long. RefSeq names its product U-box domain-containing protein 52-like. The record is from RefSeq and is a predicted model, not a curated record. NCBI's taxonomy places the organism in Eukaryota, Viridiplantae, Streptophyta, Magnoliopsida, Solanales, Solanaceae. Bases 1 to 1347 code for a protein of 448 amino acids. The transcript has 8 exons.
AUGGUCGAAAAGAACUGGCUUCUUGAAGCGGACAAAUUCGACCUUAGCCAGGACAAUGCUCGUUUUUCUUCAAGGCUUGGUGAGCUCGAAACCACCAUCUCUCAACUCCGGGAGGGAGCUGGAUUCAUCAAGUCCGAUGCCACGAGCAUGGCCGAAAGGCAUCGGCUGCUCAAAUCUAAGAGUGCCCAGUACAAAGAGCGGAUAAGGGUGUUUGAGCGGAAGGUAGCUUAUGAGCUAAUCGUACUUGAAGGUAACAUUGCAAAGUCUCUCAUUGACUCUGUUUCACUAUAUAGAGUUCAAAAUUUGAUACUUGGUUGUCCAUCCAAAAAUGGGAUUUCAAGUUAUGUUGCAAAUAAUGUACUGAAAAUGGCACCAAGCUUUUGCAAUAUUUACAUAGUUUCCAAAGGGAAAAUCAAUUCUAUAAGAAUGGCUUCUCACCCAUUGAAACGGAGAUCCUCAAUUCCUAGCAUACAAAUUCCACAACGCAAUUCCAACUUUGAUGCAGCUAAUUCAACAUUGGUGAAGAGUAGUUUCAUGCAAUCUAUUGAUGAGUUUCAGGAAAGAGGUGAAUUCAAGAAGAGACUUAAGAAUAUUCUGAAGGAGACUGUAUUAAGAUCACAAAAUGUUUUUGGGAAAGGUAGACAAAUCUUAGAUGCAACUUUGGUGGCAAAUAAAGUGUUCGAGGGAAUUGAGCCAAGGGGCUCCUUUAUCACCUAUGCUCUUCAUUUGAUGGAAUCUUUGAGUAGGAUAAUUGAUAGAGUUGUUAUGCGAGGACAUAUAAAGGGAUUCAAUGCUAUGGUUGAAAGUGUUGGCACCAUUUUGGUCUCUCAUCUUUCAUUUUCAAAUGAUAUCUUGGUUUCACACGAUGUAGUUGUGAUCCAGUUGAAAUAUCUGGGCCAAGCGUUAACUUGGUUUCAGAAAGAAAUGGAAGAAAAGAUGAGAAGACUAGAGUUUCAAACAAUUCAAACUAUGGAAAUGUACCAUGCAGCCUGCAAAGAAGCACUACGAGAGAAACAAAAGUUAAAGGAACUUGAAAAUUUGAGGAAGGAAGAUGUGAAGAAACUUAAAGAAGCGAGACGAGAAAAGGAAGAGGCAUUGGCCUGUGUUGAGAAGGAGAAAGCAUUAAGAAUGGCAUCAAAGGAAGAGGCGAAAGAAGCUCAAAGAAAGGCUGAAAGAGAGGUACAAAGGAGAAAGUGUUCGGAAAGAAAAGCUCGUAGAAAAUCUGAGGCCAAGAAGUCUGCACUAAAGUCCUUAGUUCAUUCCCAAAAGGCCAUGGAGUAUCAAAGUUUACUUAGGAUACUUGUGGUUUUGAUAAUUUUCUACGUUUAUUUCUUUGAUUUGACAUGA